CUCCAGCGGGGCGUGAAGAACGAUGAUCAUGUUCAUUUGCGGGCAUGUACUUUUCCUAGGUACUCGUAUGCAUGUAUGAGUAUUUCUUCGCCCCUCCUCCUCCUCGUCCUUCAUCCGUUUCUUCAUCCGCUCCAUCCCACCGUGGGACCCUUCGAGUACCCAACCAUCUCCGGAGUCUACAUAGAAGGAAUUUCUGAUAUAUCAGAUGUGUAUUCCUUCAUCUGUAGGUUUCCCCAGCCCAACGCUCGCGAUCAGAACGUAUCCGUACCCAAAACCCUGCGUCCCACACAUCACCACCUGCCCCGCUACCGAUGGAAAAUUUAUACGCAGAGAGAAUGGCGCAUAAACCUGUUCUCUAGUUAUUCACCAUUUAAUCUGCGUCCUUCGAUCCUUCGGAAUCCGAAUCCCUCGACCGACACAGCCCGAUUCCCCCGGAUCGGUCGGCCGGCCAGUCGUUCGCUGACUGUCUCGGCGUCAAGCCUGGUCUUUCUCACAUUUUUCUCCUCAUUUUUGUGGGGGUUAUUAAUAACACGGAUGACAUGUCGAUUCUCCGGUGUCCAGUGUCCACCCCCACCCCCACCCCGCCCAGCGCCCGCCCCGCCCGCCCCAAGCGAAAAAGCUUAUUGUACGAACUCAUCACGUUCUUCCGCAGUUGUCCGCAUCGGGAUAAAAUGCCCGUGAGAUCUGGACGCUCCGCCGCACAUCUCGGGUCGCGCCGAUUGGGUCGGCGACCUGAAGAUCUAGAUUCCGCGAAGCCUGACUGGCGGGUGUGAGGGGUGGAGU
Molecule: messenger RNA, 783 nt
Organism: Tricharina praecox
Lineage: Eukaryota; Fungi; Ascomycota; Pezizomycetes; Pezizales; Pyronemataceae
Exons: 1
Coding region: 76-681 (201 amino acids)
Source: RefSeq, a predicted model, not a curated record